Molecule: messenger RNA, 426 nt
Organism: Rotaria sordida
Lineage: Eukaryota; Metazoa; Rotifera; Eurotatoria; Philodinida; Philodinidae
Source: the annotation of a GenBank genome assembly
AUGGCAAAGUUAAUUCGAGUAAUAAAACAAAUAUUUAGUUCAAAUACUAGUGAAUCAUUUGUUAAAUUAGUCGGUACUGAUCGAUUUCAAAAUAAAUUUUAUGAACGUCUUCCCGGUAAUCGACAUUAUAAUUCAUCUCGUCGAUUUUAUGAACCUGCAAAUUAUACAGAUGUUCGACUACAUAUUGAUCCAGCUUGGGAAGCAUGGUUAAGAGGUACUCGGAAAGAGCCUCCAACACUCGAUGAAACAAUUGCAUAUGAAAACAGACGGCAACAAUUGUCAGAAAAUUCAAUCGACAUGUUAUCCACAAGUUAUGGACGUGAUUCAGCACAAGGUGGGACAGGGUCAUUUCCGAUACGAGAUGAGUAUGAGAUUAAUCCAGGUACUAAAUCAAGAGAAAAACAGGAUCCUAAUAAAACACAUUAA